Molecule: messenger RNA, 1180 nt
Organism: Agrilus planipennis (emerald ash borer)
Lineage: Eukaryota; Metazoa; Arthropoda; Insecta; Coleoptera; Buprestidae
Product: probable malate dehydrogenase, mitochondrial
Exons: 6
Coding region: 8-1108 (366 amino acids)
Biological process (GO): tricarboxylic acid cycle; carboxylic acid metabolic process
Cellular component (GO): cytoplasm; mitochondrion
Molecular function (GO): L-malate dehydrogenase (NAD+) activity
Source: RefSeq, a predicted model, not a curated record
UAUAAAAAUGCCGGCCUUAUUAAAAAUAUUUAACAGAAAUGGAAUGUUUUUUAAAUUGUCCAGAUUUAAUAGAAAUUAUGGCAAACAAGCUAAAGUGAUGGGUACAAAAGUAACUGUUUGUGGUGCUGCAGGUGCAGUGGGACAACCCCUUGCCCUUCUAUUAAAACAAUCCCCUUUAAUAGACAACUUAUGUUUGUAUGAUAUUGGUGGGAUAAACGGUUUUGCUUAUGAACUGGGAUACAUUGAUACCAUUGGCAAAGUUUCUGCUGCCAAAGGAGAAGAAAAUUUAGGAGAUGCUCUUUACGGUUCAAACAUAGUAGUAAUUUGUGCUUCACGUAAAGGGCCUGCCGAUCUAACAUCGAAUACUUUCCAAGAAAAUGCAAAAAUUGUGGCAAAUCUUUGCGAAAGUAUCGCAAAAUAUUCUCCUAUGGCUCUGAUCUUAAUAAUUACAAAUCCCGUAAAUAGUUUGGUUCCUCUGGCAUAUAACGUUCUUAAAUGUAAGGGCAUCGAUAGUAAAACAAGAUUAUUCGGCUUGGCUACAUUAAAUAAUGUAAGAACAAACACUUUCGUAGCAGAAGCAUUAGGUAUCGAACCUGAAUGUGUAAUGACACCAGUUGUUGGAGGGGUUUCCGAUAAAACUGUGGUACCCGUUUUAUCAAGUUCAAGCCCUUGCAACGAAUUUACCGAGGAACAAAUGCAAACAAUUACCAGAAAGGUGAAAUCGGCAUCCCAAGAUACUAUGGGAGCAACUCCGGCCCUUUCUUGUGCCUUUGCAGCAGCACGUUUUGUUACUAAUUUAACAAGAGGUCUUCACGGAAGAGAACAAAUAGUAGCUUGCUCAUAUGUUAAAUCAGACAUUUGUCCAAUGGUGGACUACCUAACUACACCGAUAAGUUUAGGGAUUCAGGGAAUAUCGAAAAAUUUGGGACUGCCAGAUAUGACGGAGUACGAAAGCUGUCUAUUAGAUCAAGCCAUUCCUUAUUUAGUUGAAGAUAUAAACAAGGGGGUUGCUUAUUACGCAUCUCCACCUCCAGAUGACGACUGCUCAAAUAUUUUACGACAAAGAAAGGGAUGCCCAGCCAAAGAAAAUAUCUGUCCUAAUCGUUAGAAUUACAUAAUAUCGACUGUACCACUUAUUACGUCCGAAUGAAGUAAUUUUUAAUAAAAAUAAAAAAUGAGA